GCGCUACCCAAGAGGGCGGCUGCAGCGACCAGCAGAAAGAAGAAGGGCAUCAGCACCAUCGCCAAGCGCAUGCAGACCAAGAGCCCGGGGCCAGCCAGAAAGUGGGCGAAGACCUCCGGGGGGCCAGCGGCAGUCCUCGCGCCGCUGGCGCUGCCAGCCCGCGCGGUAGCGACCCCCCCGGCCAAGCCCGCGGGACCCCCACUGCCAUUGGCGAGGGGCGCGGAGGCAGCCCCCGCGGCCAGCGCGGCACCGACGCGGCAGGCUGGGCGCCCACGGGGCACGUUCGAGCAGCUGAACCUAUCCCUUGCCACCAGGAUGCCCGUCAUUACAGCUACCACGGUGAGCACUGGGGGGGUCACGAACAGACGGCACGGCAGGUUCAACUUGCUGAGGGAAGUGGCCAGAGGCAGCGCAGCGGCCACAGAGGAGCUCCUGGUCACCCGAUGGGCGGACGAGGGCCCGGAGGCCAAGGGGAAGACGUACCAGACCUCUACGUUCAACUCCGUCAAAGUCAUGGAGAUCGCGCAACAGUGUCUCCUCAUCAAGCCAGAGGUCGGCAGCACGUGCGUCAGAUACGGGGGCGAUUUCCUAGCGUUGCUAGGGCUGGGCGCGCUGGUCAACAACCACGCAGGAGUGGGGGGCGCGUACCUACCGAUCGUGGAGAAAAUGAGCAGCGGUCGGAUCGAAUUCGAGCCACAGGACAUUACCAUCACUACCCCGGGUUCAACCUCAUCGAAGAGCCGACUGUUCGAAAAAGUGUUCGGCAUUGACAGUUGGGCAGCCUUCGCGGCCAGCCUGCAGGCAGACCUCGGCAGGCACAUCAAGCCCGGAGUAGACGUGGACGAUGCGAGGGCGAUCAUCGAUAGCAUCACAGACGUGCACACCCAGUCUUUCGGGUGCAAGACUGGCCAGCGCAUGGCGGCGCACCUCAACGUGCCACAGCGCAAGAAGCUCCUCUACGACAAGAACACCCCCGCUCCCACCCUCGUCGUGCACCUCGGGUAG
Molecule: messenger RNA, 1005 nt
Organism: Prorocentrum cordatum
Lineage: Eukaryota; Dinophyceae; Prorocentrales; Prorocentraceae
Source: the annotation of a GenBank genome assembly